AUGGCUGCAGCUACAGCGGCGCCUGUCGAUGUGUCUUCGCAGCUUUCCAGAGACGUAUACCAAGAGCAAUUCGAUUUCAUUGAGCUCAUCCGCGAUGUCGUUGCCUCGCUCGAUAGUCAGACUCCAGACGACGCGGUACGCGAUCAGGUCGACCUGAUCCUCGCACUCGUUGGUAGAGACCUGCUAAAACUUCACGCACUCGCUAGAGUCGUCAACGCUAAGAUCGUUGGUCAAUCAAGCUGGGCCUCAAUCGGCGUCAAGGCGCUAUUUACCGCUAUCGAUCCGACUCUCGAGCUCGAAGUCUUCAAUGAUGAAAGUAUCAUGGGUGCCGAUAUCGCCGGCAUGUACAUCCUAGAGGCCGCCGUGGAGUUCACUACUCAGCCAAUCUGGAUAUCUGGAUCGGUCAACGUAUUGGAGUUCUCGCUGAGUCUUCUCAAAGCCUUUCCAGUCGGAGAUCGCGGAUCGGCGAUAGCGGAGAGCCUGGGUUGCAGCCUGUUGGAGAAGAUGGCAACCUCUCUUUAUCUGCCAUUCCACAACAAUUGCGACACAUUCUUUCCGUUCGCGUACGAAGUUGUUCCGCUGCUCGAUGCUGCAGAUAAGAGCAUGAAAUCUAGCCGUGUCACGGACGUCCUAAAGGCACUGAAAGAAGAAGACUACGAAAGGACGGUUCGGGAGAAAGGCCUACUCAAGCACCUGUGCGACAUACUCGGGAGAUCUGACCUCUAUCCGCAUCACACAGAGUCUAACGUGUUUGAAGACGGAGAAUCUAUUGCGGCCGAGCACACAGAAUCUACUGCGAUCGGACAUACCGACUCUACCGAGGCCGGUUGUGUAUACGGCCGGGGUCGACUAAGCCUCAUUCCGUAUGAGCAGCUCAAGCAGGAUAUCGAGACCAACUGGAAGCUCUUCACCACAACACCGAACUGGGAGUUGCCGGCGAUCGCACGGUUGCUCAAGAGCACCUCCGAAGUCAUGAAGAUUGACGCUCCGAUCUGGGUACAGACUAUCACGCUCGACAUGAUCCAGGUUAUGGUCCAAUCGAAGUAUCUUUUCUUGCGCAGGAACUUCCAGAUACUGUCCUUUUUCGUCUUUGCUGCUGCACCUGCGCUUGACGGUAUGGCAGAGACUCCCCAAUGUGAGCGGUUGACGGCUCUGCUCGAUACGCUCAGUGGCCACAGCGGUGUGCAGAAAGCCCAGCAUCGCGAGACCAUCGACGGUCUCCGCCGGAACCUGGGUAGAAGCGUGCAUAGUGCAACAUCAAAGUCCACGGUCGAUGGUUCCGAAGGAAAAGAGCUUCUAGCCGCUGUCUCCAAGCUCAAUAUCGACUGA
Alternaria conjuncta is the source of this 1329-nucleotide messenger RNA. RefSeq lists its product as uncharacterized. Lineage: Eukaryota; Fungi; Ascomycota; Dothideomycetes; Pleosporales; Pleosporaceae. The transcript has 2 exons. The record is from RefSeq and is a predicted model, not a curated record. Bases 1 to 1329 code for a protein of 442 amino acids.